GGGCCGGUUCGCGCUUCCGCUGCUUGUGGGGUGAGGUGGGUACUCAUAAAAGACAGAUUUGGCGGGGAAGAGGAAGUAGAGUUGGGGUCCUGUCUUCCACUGAAUCUUGCAGUGAGGAUCUUUUCUGUGGCUGUACCCGUUAAAUGAUUUUAGUCCGUUCCUUGAUGAAAAUGGCAGCCAACAAUGCAGUUUUGAGCAGAUUGGAGCAGAAGGGUGCAGAAGCUGAUCAAGUUAUUGAAUACCUUAAGCAGCAAGUUGCUCUUCUAAAGGAAAAAGCUAUCUUGCAGGCAUCUCUGAGGGAAGAAAAGAAACUUCGUGUAGAAAAUGCUAAACUGAAGAAAGAAAUUGAGGUGCUGAAACAGGAAUUGAUCCAGGCAGAAAUUCGGAAUGGAGUGAAACAAAUCUCUGUACCACCCAGUGAAACAUCUUCUACAGCUUCAUUUUCAGAAGGUGUGUCUCAGCCAGCACCUGCUGCAAUCACCCCAUCUGGUCACAAGGAACAACCUAAAGGAACAAGCGAAGAAAAGAAGAAAAAAGACAAAGCAGAAAAGAAAGUUGCAGAAAAGAAGGAGAAAAAGCAGUCAGCUGCAAAUGAUGACUCAAAGCCUUUAGAUGUUUCCAGGCUUGAUUUUCGUAUUGGCUGCAUCACAACAGCAAAGAAACACCCAGAUGCUGAUACUCUGUAUGUUGAGGAGGUUGAUGUUGGAGAAGCAAAUCCUAGAACUGUUGUCAGUGGUCUAGUGAAACAUGUUCCUGUAGAAGAGAUGCAGAACCGGAUGGCAAUAUUUCUCUGUAACCUGAAGCCUGUGAAAAUGAGAGGAGUGGUGUCCCAGGCCAUGUUGAUGUGUGCUAGUACACCAGAGAAGGUGGAAAUUCUAAUCCCUCCUAGUGGGGUUGUUCCUGGAGAGAGAAUCACAUUUGAAGGCUUUUCCGGUGAACCUGAGAAAGAACUCAAUCCAAAGAAGAAAAUGUGGGAGCAGAUCCAGCCGGAUCUUCAUACCAAUGGCCAGUGUGUUGCAACAUACAAGGGCGUACCAUUUGAAGUGAAAGGAAAAGGCGUGUGCAGGGCUACUACCAUGGCCAACAGUGGAAUCAAAUAAGCAUAAUCAGUUGUGGAAAAGCUUGAGUUCAUUUUGAAUGGAAAACAAUGUGAACACAAUUAAAAACAAAUAUUGCCUCACCCAAAA
Elgaria multicarinata webbii is the source of this 1187-nucleotide messenger RNA. It is a transcript of the gene AIMP1, whose product is annotated as aminoacyl tRNA synthetase complex interacting multifunctional protein 1. NCBI's taxonomy places the organism in Eukaryota, Metazoa, Chordata, Lepidosauria, Squamata, Anguidae. Gene Ontology annotation, molecular function: tRNA binding. The transcript is spliced from 8 exons. Bases 144 to 1100 code for a protein of 318 amino acids. The record is from RefSeq and is a predicted model, not a curated record.